Messenger RNA from Ophidiomyces ophidiicola, 945 nucleotides. RefSeq names its product 2-hexaprenyl-6-methoxy-1,4-benzoquinone methyltransferase (gene COQ5). Lineage: Eukaryota; Fungi; Ascomycota; Eurotiomycetes; Onygenales; Onygenaceae. The coding region runs from base 1 to 945 and encodes 314 amino acids. The transcript is spliced from 2 exons. Gene Ontology annotation, molecular function: methyltransferase activity. The record is from RefSeq and is a predicted model, not a curated record. Gene Ontology annotation, biological process: ubiquinone biosynthetic process.
AUGGCAUCUAGACCGGUUUGGCGGAGUUUACAUUGGAGCGCAAAGCGCAAACAAGUACCAAUCAAGGCGCCCUACCGCUGCUUUUCGUGUUCUAUUCAGAAUCGAGCUCAAACAAAGGAGUCGGCAAGCAAUGGACGAACUACGCAUUUCGGAUUCGAAACAAUUCCUGAAUCAGCAAAGGAGUCAAAGGUUGGGGCUGUGUUCAGCUCUGUUGCAACAUCGUAUGACACAAUGAACGACCUCAUGUCACUUGGUAUACAUCGUCUUUGGAAAGAUUAUUUCGUCCGAUCGUUGAACCCCGGCUCCCAGUAUGUCCGCAAUGAAGCAGGCAGCGAGAAAGGCUGGAACAUCCUUGAUAUUGCAGGUGGAACUGGGGAUAUCGCCUUUCGGAUGCUAGAUCAUGCUACUAAUAUCAACAAUGAUCAUCACACACGCGUCACAGUGGCGGAUAUAAACCCCGACAUGCUUGCGGAAGGUAAAAAGCGAAGCCUAGAUACGCCUUAUUUCAACUCGGAGCGCCUCUCUUUUAUGCAAGCCAAUGCGGAGUCUAUUCCCUCAAUUCCAGACAAUUCUGUGGAUUUGUAUACGGUUGCCUUUGGUAUUCGUAAUUUCACAAAUAAACAAACGGCGCUGGAAGAAGCUUUCCGCGUACUGAAGCCCGGUGGUGUGUUUGCAUGCUUGGAAUUUAGCAAGGUGUCGGUGGGGCUGUUCGACGAGCUAUACAAACGCUGGAGCUUCAGGGCUAUCCCACUAAUUGGCCAGCUGGUUGCGGGAGACCGUGCAAGCUACCAGUACCUAGUGGAGAGCAUUGAACGAUUCCCAUCCCAGGAGGAAUUUCGAAGUAUGAUCCGAGCUGCUGGAUUCAUCACCCCGGGCCAAGGCUAUGAGAACCUCACAAUGGGCAUUGCUGCCAUUCAUAAGGGAGUGAAGCCGCUGAAGAAAUAG